Xyrauchen texanus (razorback sucker) is the source of this 1946-nucleotide messenger RNA. It is a transcript of the gene angptl1b, whose product is annotated as angiopoietin-like 1b. The record is from RefSeq and is a predicted model, not a curated record. Bases 200 to 1675 code for a protein of 491 amino acids. Gene Ontology annotation, biological process: cell surface receptor protein tyrosine kinase signaling pathway. The transcript is spliced from 5 exons. Lineage: Eukaryota; Metazoa; Chordata; Actinopteri; Cypriniformes; Catostomidae.
CACACACACACACACACACACACACACACACGCACACACAUAACACCCAAGAGUUUUCUGGUCAUCUGUAGCAGAAGGAAAGUAAGAGAUGUGGAACGACAGACCAUAAUUUUCUUGAAUGUGAGACUCAGACAGAGGAACGACACUGCUUAUCGAAAGAACACAGAGGGUAGAUGGUCAGAUUUUCUCAACUGCUGUGAUGAGAAGAGCGGCCAUGAGUCCUCAAACCUGGAUCUUUUGUGCACUAAUUUGUGUCCUCAUAUGUGUCCAAAGCAAGAGCACAUACAAAGGAUCUGUCCUGACUCGAAGACGCAGGGUCACCGAAGAGGAAGCAGAUGAGGCCCCUAAAAAGUGCUCUUAUACCUUUCUGAUCCCAGAGCAGAAGAUCACAGGGCCCAUUUGUGCAAGCCAGAGUCCUUCUCUCCCAGAUAAAGACCGUGUAACACACAUGGACAUGGCUGAUGUUCGGGAACUUCUAACCAAGCAGAGACGUGAAAUGGACACUCUCCGGUUGAUUGUGGACGUGGACGGAAACAUGGUCAAUGAAAUGAAACUUCUGCGCAAAGAGUCACGCAACAUGAACUCCCGUGUUACCCAGCUAUACAUGCAGUUGCUGCAUGAAAUUAUUCGAAAACGUGAUAAUUCAUUAGAGCUGGCACAGCUGGAGGGACGAAUCCUCAAUGCCACAGCCGAGGCAUUGCGACUGUCCGGACACUACAGAGAACUGGAAGUGCGGUACUCUGCACUGGCCGCAGUGGUUAAUAACCAGUCGGUGGCGAUUGGUGCUUUGGAGGAGCAAUGCCUGCAAGUGUAUGGCAAUCAUAGGCAGGAGCCGCUGCCUCCACCUCUCGUACAGGUUGUGCCGGAGAACAUCCCAGUAUAUGUGCCUCGAUUUUCCAAUGAGAUUCAGAGGAGGCACAGCUGGGCCUUUGCAGAAGACAGGAGUUCAAGGACAAGUCCAUCACCUUCGGGAAGCACCCUAACACUGCAACAUCCACCUCAAGGCAACUUCAGUUUAGAAGGUCCCUUUCGGGACUGUUUACAGGCGAUGCAAGCUGGACAUGAUACAAGUGGGCUGUAUCUUUUGAAGCCUGAUGAGACUGAGACUCCUCUACAGGCCUGGUGUGAGCAUGAUGUGGACAGAGGGGGCUGGACGGUCAUCCAGAAAAGGAAAGAUGGUUCUGUCAACUUCUUCAGAAACUGGAAUAGUUAUAAGAAGGGGUUUGGCAGUGUUGAAGGUGAACACUGGUUGGGUCUGGAAAACAUCUACAAUCUGGGCAAACAGGAAGACUACAAGUUACUGGUGGAGCUGGAGGACUGGAUGGAUAAAAAGGUUUAUGCAGCAUAUAGCAGUUUUCACCUGGAGCCAGAGAGUCAAUCUUACCGUCUGCGUCUGGGCAUCUACCAGGGUAAUGCUGGAGACUCCUUAACCAGUCACAACGGCAAACAGUUCACCACACUGGACCACGACAAAGAUGCCUUCCCAGGGAACUGUGCUCAUUUCCAUAAGGGUGGCUGGUGGUACAAUGCCUGCGGUCAGACCAAUCUGAAUGGAGUGUGGUACUCAGGAGGAGUUUAUCGCAGCAGGUUUCAAGAUGGAAUUUUUUGGGCAGAUUACGGAGGUGGUUUUUACUCCAUGAAGUCUGUGCGUAUGAUGAUCAGGCCGAUUGACUGAAGAAAAAGCACGACUAGGCUGCAGCUUUUUCUGCAUCUUAUCUAUGCAGGAUCUGUGGGGAAACACCAUGCAAAUUCAACAUGAUGUUUUAUUUAUCGUCUUGUCUGAGUCCCUAGGCCAGAAAAGCUGAAAUAUAUAACAGCUUUAAUAAAUAAUUUUUUGUAUGAAAAUCUUUUCCCCCAUUGUUUUAUUUUAUGUGACAGCAAAAUAGAUGGUUGGUUUUGAGGCAGUUUUGGACAAAAGUGACAUCGUUGUCAGAUGUUUUGUAAUU